AUGUUCCUGGUUUUACAUCACUUCACAAUUACAUGGCUGCUGCUUCAAAUCAUCACUUACUGCAAAGGAACUAUUCCUUCAGCUUUGUUUCCUUCAGUUUCUAAGAAUAUCAAUGAAAGUACUUUUCCAGUGGCUAUGAAAAUUAAAUCUACGUCAGAUUUAAUCCUUGUCAAAUGUCCAGACAAAUAUUACAAGCAUUCAAAUAUUAAAGAUUCUUUUAACAUGGAUGGUUUGUUAGAAUUUUCAAAAUUAACUUUUCGUACUAAUAGCAAAAUUUUUGCUUGGACACCUUCUGUAUACAAUAAUAUAAAUAGAGAUAAUAUAGUAACUUGUGGAAUAGCUGGUAUAAUAAAUUUUAACAAUAAAUCAAUAAAUUAUGAUUGGAAGAUGAAAUACAAUUGGCAGUCUAAACCAAAAUCAUUUGAAAUAGCAAAGAGAGAGAAAAUAUCAAAGACACUUCCUCCAUCCAAUAAUUGUAGUGAUAAUCCAGCUAAACUUGUCAAAUUCACCAAAGAUAAAGAAGGAAAUAUGAAACGUAUUAAUAUAAAUAAUGGUGAAUUGAAGGAAGCAGAAGAAUUACCUCAUGCCAAUAAAUUAUAUUACUAUUUUGAUGUUCCUGAUGAUAAUUCUAUUCUGGAAUAUGUGCCUCCGUGUCAAAUUGUUAGAGCAGUUAAUGAUAAACCAGAAAUAAAAAUUAAUGGUCAAGAACAUCCAGAAUCUCCAAAGAACAACAAAAUUUAUGUUGUUAAACGAGAAAGUAUGACAGAAGUNUCAAAUGCGGCAACUAAUGAUGUAUUUGUAAGACCGGACAUGUAUAAAAUUGUUGAAGAAAAUGAAGAAUUUGAUAUAAACUAUAUUAAAGGAGAUACAUGUAAUGUUCCUGUUCUUUUUAAAUGUUCAAGAACAAAAUUAGGUAUCCAGAGCAGCGAAGAAAAUUAUUCAAAUAUUCAAGUAAUUGAAGAUAAUUGUGUUGGGUCAACUAAAUGCAUGGUUGCAUAUGAUGGAAAGGCAUAUAUGAAAGAAAUUCUUCUGUCGGAUAUUAUUGACAAUAUGAAGCUGGAGCAUGGUAGAAGAAAGCAUGUUUACAAUGCACUUUCCAUUUGCUAUGCAUUUAUGGAUUUAUCAACAAAAUUUCAGUCGCCAAAAUUUGCUACUGAAUUUGAUUUAGCAAUUCACAAUUGGCCUGAUAUUUUGAAGAUAGCUCAAACUCAAUUUGCCGGUAAUGACACACAAAUUGGAGAAGAAUUAGUUGUUCCAUUUACAUGGAAUUAUCUUACAAUAUCUGCAAAAGGAUCAUACACGGAUUUUCAAAUAAGUUUUGGUGGCUCUUCUAUCUGGAUCAGCAUAAUUUUUGGAAAGAAAACAUGUUGGCUUAUACCACCAACUGAUUAUAAUCUUAAUGCUUAUGAAUUUUAUUUAAAAGAUUCAUCUGCAUCAAAAUUAUUUUUUGGUUUUGUUGCUGAAAAUUGCUGCAGAAUCACUUUAACUGCUGGACAAUCCUUCUAUCUUCCAGCAGGUUAG
Messenger RNA from Strongyloides ratti, 1521 nucleotides. RefSeq names its product JmjC domain-containing protein. Lineage: Eukaryota; Metazoa; Nematoda; Chromadorea; Rhabditida; Strongyloididae. The transcript has 2 exons. Gene Ontology annotation, molecular function: transcription coregulator activity; histone demethylase activity. The coding region runs from base 1 to 1521 and encodes 506 amino acids. The record is from RefSeq and is a predicted model, not a curated record. Gene Ontology annotation, biological process: protein demethylation; regulation of transcription by RNA polymerase II.